Molecule: messenger RNA, 3623 nt
Organism: Tachysurus fulvidraco (yellow catfish)
Lineage: Eukaryota; Metazoa; Chordata; Actinopteri; Siluriformes; Bagridae
Product: CD166 antigen homolog
Exons: 16
Coding region: 111-3026 (971 amino acids)
Biological process (GO): cell surface receptor signaling pathway
Molecular function (GO): transmembrane signaling receptor activity
Source: RefSeq, a predicted model, not a curated record
CAGAGGAACGUUGCAGAAGUGAAUCUUCUACAGGGCCUCCUGUUCUAAACUUGUAGAAGAGGGACUCUUUGGACACGGAACACAUCACUGAUGAAGUGACUGCUGUUGUCAUGAAGCCCUCUCUCCAGGUCAAACAACAGGAACAGAUGGUCUUCCCACUGGACUCUACAAGAACUCCUGGAGUGCUGAUUUCACUCAUACCAGUGGUCCAGGCUGAAGCAAGCAGCAUACAGAAGGUCAUCGGCAUGUACGGCGAGACCAUCAAGGUGCCAUGCAACAACGGCGACAACAAGCCAGAAGAUCUGAUGUUCACCAAAUGGAAACAUUUGCGUGAGAACAGCACGUCAGGAGAUAUCUUGGUCAAGCAGCAUCAGAAGGAAGAAGCAAAGAUCACAGCCACUGAUGGCUAUAAGGACCGCGUUAGCAUCGGGCCGGACUCCAGCCUGCUAAUCAAAAACGCGAUCCUUGAUGACCAGCGAGUCUUCACCUGCUUGUUGGUCUCCAUGAAUAAUGUCAACGAAUACCCUGUCGAAGUGGAAGUGCACAAGAGACCAUCAGCACCUGAAUUCAGGAACAAGGCGAGUCAGCUGGACGACGGAAAACUGACGCCGCUGGGAGAAUGUGUAGCUGCCAGCGCAAACCCCCCAGCAGAGAUCAUCUGGGAGAAGAAUAACAAGCCUCUAGUGGCAGACAACAAGUUGAUCAUUGUCCAUACCUCUGUGAAGAAGGACCCAACCACCGGUUUGUCCACCACAACCUCUCAGUUGCAGUACACAGCAGGGAAACAGGAUGCGACCUCAAAGUUUGCUUGCGUUGUUAAACAUGUGUCCGGCCCUGACCAGAUAUCUGCACCCGAAAACUUCAGCAUCCACUGGAGUCCUAAAGCUGUGGUGUCCAUAAAGCCUCAUACACAUGUGUUCAUUGGAGAGAUUGUUACUCUGAGAUGUGACAUACAGGGAGGAGGAAACACUCAGUGGACUUACAGCUGGAAUAAAGAUAAUAACAAACUCUAUUCAGAUGGAAAUAAGAGAUAUUUCAUAUACACAAUGCAAGGGUUCAGAAUCUGGUCUGUUGAAGACUCUGACAGUGGAACCUACACCUGCAGAGGACAUAGGGGAUACUCUCAGAGCUCAGAGAUCAGUAAUGAUGUUACACUGACUGUAUCAGUAAAACCCAAACCGACUGUGAGAGUGAAUCCUCAGAGCUCCGUCUACACUGGAGACACCGUCACUCUGAGCUGUGAGCUGCAGCAGGGGACUGGAUGGGAGUUUUACUGGUACAAAAAUAAUCAGCUGUUACAGAAUCUGAACAGUGAACAAGUGAACACACUUAAAGUGACAGUCAAUAAUGCAGGAGAAGCAGAGUACACGUGUGUAGCACGCAGGAGAUACUACUACAACUCCUACUACUACUUCACAGAGUUCAGUGAUCCUGUCAAGAUUACAGUGAGAGUAAAACCCAAACCGACCGUGAGACUGAAUCCUCAGAGCUCCGUCUACACUGGAGACACCGUCACUCUGAGCUGUGAGCUGCAGCAGGAGACUGGAUGGGAGUUUCAAUGGUACAGAAAUAAUCAGUUGUUACAGAAUCUGAACAGUGAACAAGUGAACACACUUAAAGUGACAAUCGAUAAUGCAGGAGAAACAGAGUACACGUGUUGGGCACACAGGAUAAACAACUACAACUAUUACAUGACACAGUUCAGUGAUCCUGUCAAGAUUAAAGUGAGAUCGAGACCUAAACCAGUCGUAUACAUAAAUCCUGAUAAUCAGGUGUUCAGUGGAGACACCGUCACUCUGAGAUGUGACAUACAGGAUGAAAGUGUCUCUAGCUGGCAGUACAGCUGGUAUAAAGAUACUUCACACAGACCUGUCAGUAGUGAACAGGUGUACAGUAUCAGUGGUGUUGAAGUGACCCACACAGGUACAUACACCUGUAGAGGAACAGAGAGAGGAGGCUCACGCUCCUCACACUCCAGUGAUGUUAUUACACUGACUGUAUCAGAGAGACCACAGGCAGUACUGAGUGUAUCUCCACACAGCUGGCUGACUGAAGGAGACUCAGUGACUCUAAGCUGUGAGGUUACAGACUCCUCUACAGACUGGACAUUCAGCUGGUACACAGUUGUUCCCUACAGAGACGGAUUAACUGGAAUAAAUAAUAAUCGUGGCUAUAUUGUGUAUGUGGAGCUCCUCUCAGACAGCAGCAGAGGAUCUGGAGGCAAAUACACUCUCAGUCCUGCUGCUCUUAAACACACAGGAGUUUAUAUGUGCAGAGGAGAGAGAGGAGAACCAGCCCUUCACACACAGUACAGCAAUCUACAGCCACUAUGGAUCAUUGGUGAAUCUCCUCCAGUCUCUCUGAUCAUCAAUCCCAGCAGAACUCAACACUUUACUAAUGACUCUCUCUCACUGAGCUGUGAGGACCAGAGUAAGUCUACUGGAUGGACAGUGAGACGAUACACACACAGUGAGAGAGUGUUAGAUUGUUCACACUGGGGAUCAGUUACAGGAUCUACAUGUAACAUCAGCUUCCUCUCCACAUCCUACACUGGAGUUUACUGGUGUGAGUCUGAAUCUGGAGAAAACAGUAAUCCUGUCAACAUCACAGUGCAUGAUGGUGAUGUGAUCCUGGAGAGUCCUGUCCAUCCUGUGACUGAGGGACAUCCUCUGACUCUACGCUGUUUAUAUCACAACCCAAAUCCCUCAAACCUCCGAGCUGAUUUCUAUAAAGAUGGAUCAGUUCUCCAGAACCAGACUACAGGAGAGAUGAUCAUCCAAACUGUCUCAAAGUCAGAUGAAGGUUUCUACCACUGUGAACACCCAGAGAGAGGAGAGUCACUGAAAAGCUGGGUCUCAGUCAGACGCCCAUCACCUGUAGAAGCUCCAUUCUCAGUGCUCAUGCUGAUCUGUAGUGUGGUGACGGCCUCUCCGUAUCUGCUGGUGACCAUCAUUCUGCUGCUCAUAUGUUACAGAGCUCGAGGUCACACUGAUGAAGACAGGAUUAAGAAUGCAGUUAUAGAGUGAGAAAAGUUAUAAAAAGUAAUCUAUAAAAAGAAUAAACAUUUACUGAAAAAGAUCAUUUCAGAAUUUCUUUUUCUUUAUGGUUUUGUGUGGAUUUUAAAAUAAUACUGAUUUGUCAUUUUAAUGUCCUGCUGUUAUUUGCUUAGUGUCUUCUAGACACCGUCACUGUUCUGAAUGGAUUUAUUUAGUUAAUGUCUGCAAACCUCCUCAUGAAUGAAGGUCAAUGUGUGUAAUCUCCAAUAAAGCUUACAGUCUGUUAAAACAAUAGUAAAAACUGAGAAAUAUUACUUUAAUAAAACACAAAGUUUUUGAGAAAAAAAAAAGCUGGAAACUAGCAUCAUUGGGGGAUGUAAAGACUAAUAGGUUUGUUUAAUUGUGUUGUGUUUUCUCAAUAUAAAUUCUACCACUUCUGUAUUUGUACUGCUGUGUUUUCUAUUUCUUGAGAUUUUCUCUAGUUGAAUAUUUAGUUGUAGACUUACAAUCUCAGUUAGAUGCUGUUAUGUUUCAGUUGUGUGAACUUUAAUUGUUGUGUGAGGAGAUUUAUGGAUGAAAUGUUGAUCAAUUAAAUAAAUCCAUCAUGAUCAAUUCACUGCUGUUAAA